Molecule: messenger RNA, 1479 nt
Organism: Nymphaea colorata (pocket water lily)
Lineage: Eukaryota; Viridiplantae; Streptophyta; Magnoliopsida; Nymphaeales; Nymphaeaceae
Product: protein SODIUM POTASSIUM ROOT DEFECTIVE 2-like
Exons: 3
Coding region: 344-1114 (256 amino acids)
Molecular function (GO): metal ion binding
Source: RefSeq, a predicted model, not a curated record
GGACAGACAUUCGGUUGUGGAAGAUGAACACAACCCCAAGAAAGAAAGAACCCCAGUGACUGUUGCACACAUAUUAUACACAACUACCCACCAACCUGAAUUAUCUUUCGUUGUUGGGACAUGAUGGAAAAUUCUUUGUUUUUUCUGUUCAAGAGCCAAGCUGGUUAGCAGCCUUUCGGCACUCGUUUGAAUGACGCAUUCUUGGGGUAGACUGGCAAGCCCAAUAUAAGAACACAUUCAGCUCGAUUUGAAAGGAAAUCUUGUUGCUGAUACAAUGGCGGUCAAGGUAUGAUUCAUCCUUAUCACUGUUACCUUGCAUUGCUCAUCCACUGGCGAAGCUACCAUGAAGGGGAUAGACAUGUUCUGUUCAUCUCAUGCUUCCACUGCUAUCUGCCUGAGCAUCGACAAAAACUCGAUAGUUAGGCAUGGAGGCCUGGAUAGACAGAACUCGAUGCGGAAGCCAUUGAUCCCAAGCCUACCCGCAAAUCCCAAAAACUUCCAGUACCACAGAAGCAAGCACACCACCACCACAUCCUCGUCACGUUCGCCAUCAUCCAAAGAGCUCCAAGGCCACAAACCCAGAAGAUCAGUUCAACUUGUCAACACCUCUGUUUCGUCUUGCUGUCUCUCGGGCGAGUUCGCUAUUCCUCUUGGUAGAAACAAAUUUCCUUCCUCAUCGUGCAAGAGCAUCCAAGGCGACAGACACAAAAACGCUUCAGAAAAGAAGAGCAUUUCAAGGUCAUCGAGGUAUCUACUGAGUGACAGCAGCAUCUUGAGCAUACUUCCUGAUCUUGGUCCUCUUCCUACUGUCCUUCCUGUCCAACCUGCUAAGCUUCAGUCCCUCUCAAAAGAUUCUUCAACUACUAAUUCCUCAAAACAGGUUGUGGUGUUGAAAGUUUCGAUUCAUUGCAAAGGCUGUGAAAUGAAAGUCAGAAAGCACAUCUCAAGGAUGGAAGGCGUGAGUUCAUUCAGCAUAGAUUUGGCAACAAAGAAAGUGACCAUCGUAGGCGAUGUCUCCCCGCUGGGUGUUCUACAGAGUGUUUCUCGAGUGAAGAACGCACAGUUCUGGUCUUCUGCAACACCCUCAUCGGGCAGUGCGCCGGCGAAUUUUUAGCACCACGCGAACGUUCUGAACAACAAAUUUAAAAUGGGAGGGAGAAAAGGAGAUAAGUACGACUGGGGGAGGAAAAUUGAUUCUCAUCAUUUGUAAAUUAUUGAGUGAUGAUUAAAGUGUGGUGAUCUUGGUUGUGAGGGAGCAGCUUUGUCGUGUAAGGAGAAAGCGUGAUUUGGUUUCCGGUGUAUGUCGUCUUCUCUUUUGAGGAGGGAAUUCAAGUUCUUUUCUUCUUUUUUUUUCUUCCAAGUUCCAAGACAAAUGCACACCUGAGAUCUUCUUCUCUUUUAUUAUGGUGUUUGAUUUAUUGUUAACAGUGCAAAUUCCAUCCUAUUGAAAUGAAUGCCGAGCAUGAAAUUUGCAGAACA